This is a messenger RNA of Balaenoptera musculus (blue whale), 726 nucleotides long. RefSeq names its product zinc finger protein 665-like. NCBI's taxonomy places the organism in Eukaryota, Metazoa, Chordata, Mammalia, Artiodactyla, Balaenopteridae. The record is from RefSeq and is a predicted model, not a curated record. The coding region runs from base 1 to 726 and encodes 241 amino acids. The transcript has a single exon.
AUGCAUCCUUCAAUACUGACACAAGACCAGAGCCCACACAGGGAAAUGCCUUGCAAAUGUAAUGAGUAUGGCAAAACGUUUCAUCAGGGCUCAAAUCUCAGGAGUCAUCAGAGAAUCCAUAUAGGAGAGAAAUUACAUAAAUGUGAUGUAUGUGACAAGGUCUUUAGCCGAAAUUCAGAUCUUGUAAUUCAUCAAAGAAUUCAUACUGGAGAGAAACCUUACAAAUGUAAUGAGUGUGGCAAGGUCUUUAGUACAAAAGGAAAGCUUUCAGUUCAUCAGAGAAUUCAUACUGGAGAGAAACCUUACAAAUGUAAUGAGUGUGGUAAAACCUUUAAUCAGAGAUCAAUCCUCACUCGACAUUGGAUAAUCCAUACAGGAGAGAAAUUACAUAAAUGUGAUGUAUGUGACAAGGUCUUUAGUCAAAAUUCAGACCUUGUAAUUCAUCAAAGAGUUCAUACUGGAGAGAAACCUUACGAAUGUAAUGAGUGUGGCAAGGUUUUUAGUCAGAAAAGAAAGCUUUCAGUUCAUCAGAGAAUUCAUACUGGAGAGAAACCUUACAAAUGUAAUGACUGUGGUAAAACCUUUAAUCAGAGCUCAACCCUCAGUCGACAUCGGAUAAUCCAUACAGGAGAGAAAUUACAUAAAUGUGAUGUGUGUGCCAAGGUCUUUAGUCAAAAUCCAGACCUUGUAACUCAUCAGAGAAUUCAUACUGUGGAGAACCCUUAA